Messenger RNA from Dendronephthya gigantea, 1296 nucleotides. RefSeq names its product neurotrypsin-like. Lineage: Eukaryota; Metazoa; Cnidaria; Anthozoa; Malacalcyonacea; Nephtheidae. The coding region runs from base 1 to 1296 and encodes 431 amino acids. The transcript is spliced from 5 exons. Gene Ontology annotation, cellular component: membrane. The record is from RefSeq and is a predicted model, not a curated record.
AUGCAGGGAUAUCUUAUCCACGCGAUUAACGAGUUUUGUAUUCAAUGUUUAGAAAAAGAAGAAAUAGCUGAGAGAAAUGGAAAUAAAAGAGCUUAUAAAACGCUGAGGUUACAAGGAUCUUUAAGUGAAAAUGGAAAAGGACGUGUUGAAGUGUUCUUCAAUGGACAAUGGGGAACAAUCUGUGAUGAUGGAUGGGAUUUCAAAGAUGCUAGAGUUGUUUGUCGUCAACUUGGUUAUCAAGAUGCUGUUAGAGCUCUUGAAAGAGGUCAGGUUCCUCAUGGUUCUGGACGGAUAUGGUUACGCGACGUUGGAUGCAAAGGAAUGGAGCAAAAUUUGAUAAGUUGUUCUCAUAGAGGAUGGGGAGAACAUGAUUGCAGUCAUGACGAAGACGCUGGAGUAGAAUGUGUUUCAACAGCUGAUACAACGCUGAGGUUACAAGGAUCUUUAAGUAAAAAUGGAAGAGGACGUGUCGAAGUGUUCUUCAAUGGAGAAUGGGGAACAAUCUGUGAUGAUAGAUGGGAUUUUAAAGAUGCUAGAUUUGUUUGUCGUCAACUUGGUUAUCAAGAUGCAGUUAGAGCUAUUUAUAGAGGUGAGGUUCCUGAUGGUUCUGGACGGAUAUGGUUAGACGAGGUUGAAUGCAAAGGAAUGGAGCAAAAUUUGAUAAAUUGCUUUCAUGCGGGAUGGGGAAAACACGAUUGCCGUCAUUCUGAAGACGCUGGAGUAGAAUGUGUUUUAGCAGUUCAUAUUUCACUGAGACUACGGGGACCAUUGAGUGAAAAUGGCACAGGACGUAUUGAAGUAUUUUAUGGAGGACAGUGGGGAACUAUUUGUGGUAAUAUAUGGCAUAAGGGAAAUGCUGGAGUUAUAUGUCGUCAACUGGGUUAUGGGGAUGCAGUUGCGGCCCUUUCUGGAAAUUUUGUUCCGGAUGGCUCUGGAAGAAUAUGGUUAGAUGGUGUCGAUUGUACUGGACGUGAGAAAAGUUUGAUCGAUUGUCAACAUCAAGGUCAAGGAUGGGGAUACACAAGUUAUAACUGCGAUCACUCUAAUGACGCUGGGUCUUCAGCAAAUCAACCUCAAUGCAUUUUAUCGCAUUAUAUAUAUUAUGUUGCCUUCAGGAAAGGAUUGUUGCCUUGGAUUAUAAUGAAAUCACUCAUGUUUGUUGCUGUGGUGAAGUCCACAGGAGAAUAUCUGACUUCAAAUGCUGUGGCACAGAAUACUACAAUCCCAGAAGCAAGAAAUGUUGCCGAGGAGGGAACGUUGUCACCUUUGGAGAACGUUGCCUUUAGCGUGAACUGA